UGAAAAUGAGGCGGACGCUCGGUCGCGACUUCAGUGCGUACGCGUCCUUUUGAGGAGACCUCUAAACUUGGAUCAUAUCACCAUGGGAGCUAUUUGGGCUGCGAGGGACUUUUGUUUGUUUCUGCUCCUGUUAAACAGUCGCCAAAGCGCAGCGCGUCCAGAGACUCGAGCAGAUCCAUGUGCAGAGGGAAGCGAUGGCUGUCACAUUGAUGCUAUUUGUCAGACUACCCAAGGCUCAUACAAGUGCACGUGCAAAGCAGGUUUUAAAGGAGACGGAAAACACUGCGAAGACAUUGAUGAAUGUGACCUGGAGUACAAUGGUGGCUGUGUACAUGAGUGCAACAAUAUACCAGGCAAUUAUCGCUGCACUUGUUAUGACGGAUUCAAUUUGGCACACGACGGACAUAACUGUCUAGAUGUGGAUGAAUGCAAGUUCAACAACGGUGGGUGCCAACACACUUGUGUUAACACCAUGGGCAGCUACGAGUGCCGCUGCAAAGAGGGCUUCUUCCUCAGCGACAACCAGCACACAUGUAUCCACCGCUCUGUUGAGGGCCUCAACUGUAUGAAUAAGGAGCACGGCUGCGCCCACAUCUGCAAAGAGACACCCAAAGGGGGUGUGGCCUGUGAGUGUCGUCCAGGGUUCGAACUGGCCAGGAACCAGAGAGGCUGCAUCCUAACUUGUAACCAUGGCAACGGAGGCUGCCAGCACACCUGUGAGGACACAGAGAAUGGCCCCAUAUGCAAGUGUCACGUCAGGUACACCCUGCAACCUGACAAGAGGUCGUGUGUAGAACGAGAUGAAGCCACCGCCGAGUCCACAGACCACAACGCCACCUCCUUUACUGAGGUGGACAAACGGGUCAAACGAAGGCUGCUAAUGGAAACCUGUGCGUUGAACAAUGGGGGGUGCGACUGCACCUGUAAAGACACAUCCACAGGCGUUCGCUGCAGCUGCCCAGUCGGCUUCACACUGCAGCCGGAUGGAAAAACAUGCAAAGAUAUUGACGAGUGUGAGCUUCACAACGGCGGCUGCGAACACUUCUGCAGAAACACCAUCGGCAGCUUUGAGUGCAACUGCAGAAAAGGCUUCAAGCUGCUGACAGAUGAGAGAUCUUGUCAAGAUAUAGAUGAAUGUUUUUUUGAGCGGACAUGUGGUCACACGUGUGUGAACUCCCCUGGUGGUUUUCAAUGUCUGUGCAACAAAGGCUACACCAUGUAUGGGCUGGCCCACUGCGGAGAUAUAAACGAAUGCAGUGUGAAUAAUGGUGGUUGUGAGCAGGGUUGUGAGAACACCAUGGGUGGAUUUGAAUGCUUCUGCCGUCCUGGCUAUAAGCUACACUGGAACAAAAAGGACUGCAUUGAGGCUGAGGGUUUCCCACCUGCUAAACCCCCCUCUAAACCUACCUUGAACUGUAAUAAGCAGGAGGGAGGGGACCGCUGCUUCCUGACCUGCCAGUCCCAAGUUCACAUCAGCAGUGGGACGGAGGAUUCCUACACGGUGACCUGUGGAAUGCCUCUGCCCUGCUUGGCUGAUGCACAAAGGAACAACAGCGGCUUGCAUUGCUUAGGUCCAGAAAUAGCCAGUGUCCCACGCAUCAAGACCACAGCCACUUUCAAGUCUGGCACCACAAAAUGCAACUUAAAAAGAAGUCAGGAGAAGCUCAAGGAGAGCUUGAACUCACCACUCUCAGACAGCAGGUUCCUCUUCACUGAAAAUGUCCAGUUCAGCUAUGUGAGCUUGCGCUGCACCUCGUCCGGGCAGCGAAUGCGUAGCCGCCAUGGCAGGAAAGCUGGCGAGGAGGACGGCUCCUCAAUAACAGCUGAGUUUGAGCUGGAUGUGAACCUAGAGGAGGUAACAGCAGAGAGCUGCGACCUGAACUGUGUGCGCCGACGCUCAGAGAAGAGGCUCAGGAAGACCAUCAGGACCCUGAGGAAGUCCAUACACCGGGAACAGUUCCACCUGCACUUUGCGGGAUCUGACUACGAGCUCGCCAAGAGUCUGGGAAAGCCGGCGGAACUCCCAGGACACUGUAUGGCGGGACAAGUGCUGGCGGGCAGGAAGUGUGUGAGCUGCAGUGUUGGGACUUACUACGACGGGGAUCAGGGAAGGUGUGUGUUGUGUCCAUCCGGAACAUAUCAGGAUGAAGAGGCACAGAUGUCUUGUGAAGUCUGUCCUGGACCUGAAGGAAGAGAAGUCUCCAAGGUGGUCGGAGCUCGAAACAUGUCAGAGUGCGGAGGUCAGUGUUCCCCGGGUCAGUACUCUCAUGAUGGCUUCAUCCCCUGCUUGCCCUGUCCACUGGGAGCGUACCAGCCUGAAGGGGGACGCACCACCUGCCUCCCUUGUGGAGGGAACUUGGUCACCAAGCGCAGUGGUGCUGUUACCUUUCAGGAGUGUGAGACCAAAGUCCAGUGCUCUCCAGGACAUUACUACAACACCACCACACACCGCUGCAUCCGCUGCCCCGUAGGCACGUAUCAAGGAGAGUUUGGGCAAAACUACUGCGUCUCCUGCCCUGGAAAUACCACCACCGACUUUGAUGGCUCCACUAACUUCAUGCAAUGCAAAAACCGACAAUGUGGAGGAGAGCUUGGGGAUUUUACUGGCUUCAUCGAGUCCCCCAACUACCCGGGAAACUACCCAGCCAAUGUCGAAUGCACCUGGACCAUCAACCCACCGCCCAAACGCAGGAUCCUCAUUGUUGUCCCAGAAAUCUUUCUGCCUAUUGAGGACGAGUGCGGAGACUACUUAGUAAUGAGAAAGAGCUCUCUCUCCAACUCUGUGACAACCUACGAGACUUGUCAGACAUACGAACGUCCCAUCGCUUUCACCUCCCGCUCCAAGAGGCUCUGGAUACAGUUCAGGUCCAACGAAGGAAACAGUGGGAAAGGCUUCCAGGUCCCGUAUGUGACAUAUGACGAGGACUACCAAGAAUUGAUAGAAGACAUAGUCAGAGAUGGAAGAUUAUACGCUUCAGAGAAUCACCAGGAAAUUCUAAAGGACAAGAAACUCAUGAGGGCGUUGUUUGAUGUUCUGGCUCACCCACAGAACUUCUUCAACUACACAGCACAAGAGUCGAGAGAAAUGUUCCCCAAAUCAUUCAUCCGCUUCCUGCGCUCCAAAGUCCUGAGAUUCCUUCGCCCUUAGAUUGGUUACUGGAUACUUCAUGAAACCCUAGAUUAGAUACUGGCCACAGUAUCUGUUUUAUCCACUGACGCCUUUAAGAAUAUUCUGUAGUUAUCUGUUUUCACAUGGAGCGACACUAGAGUGGAUGACACACUUGAUAAAACUGAUCCUGAAGAGAAAGUGGACAAGUGGAGCUUUAAGAGGGAGAAAUGAUCAGUGAUAAAGUGUUACAGAGUGUAAACCUACGUUACCAUCCUCAGGUGGUGAUCUGGAUUAUUUUGUUUGGAAAUUUGGAAAAAUAAUUGAAAUUACUUUAGGUUUUAAAAUCACCAUCUCAGGAUCCAAUGAUGUACAUGCCAACAUGCUGAGAGAUUUGCUGAUAGAAUCAUGAUAAAAAAACAAAUGCUGUAGGUAAACAGAUAUACGAUACUGAAUGUCAGUGAUGCUGUAUAUAUAGAGUGUGUAUCUAGUUUUAACAUAGGCUACUUUCACAGGUAGAGCUUAAUUGAAAGAAAUACUGCUAAAUGUCAGAAACAAAUAUAGCACAAAUGUUUUCAUCGGGAACAUUAGCACUACUAAAGAAGUAGUGGCACCACAAAAGCAAUUAUUCUGAUGAAUGUUUUGUAUAUGAUGUAAAAAGUUUUUAGGUGAAACGCGAAUGUAUUGUAGUAACUACGUACAUUUUUGACAGUCUAGCAUUGCUGCAAUUGCUGGUGGCUCAUGUAUAUGAUGUCCCCAAAGUGUGUCGUUGAGGGUUACUGCUCUACAAAAAUGACACCAGUAUGCAUCAAUUUAUUUUUAUACCGUUUACUAGCAACCAAAGAGAACUGUUCAGAGUACAUGAAAAGAAAUGAAAAGUCUUGUAAAAUAGAAUUGAACUAUUCACCUG
Messenger RNA from Anoplopoma fimbria (sablefish), 4016 nucleotides. RefSeq names its product signal peptide, CUB domain, EGF-like 2 (gene scube2). Gene Ontology annotation, cellular component: cell surface. Bases 83 to 3148 code for a protein of 1021 amino acids. The transcript is spliced from 23 exons. Gene Ontology annotation, molecular function: calcium ion binding. Lineage: Eukaryota; Metazoa; Chordata; Actinopteri; Perciformes; Anoplopomatidae. The record is from RefSeq and is a predicted model, not a curated record. Gene Ontology annotation, biological process: signal transduction.